GCCAGUUCCAUGAGUAAUUGGGCUCCCUCCUCCCUCCUAUCUGGGUCCAGGGUGCAGGUGAACCAGAUUCAGGACUGUCAGGGCCCAGCAACAAAGUCUGUGUCAGUGCACUUCAUAGCUAUGGGCUGGUCAGCCAGUUGUUCUGGUCAUUCCGGUUGUUGGGUCAUAGUGGUUGCUUAGGCUUUCAUAUAUAUAUAUGAGCUCCAGCCCCACACACAGGGUCCUUCCUGGUCCUUGCCAACUUCUUUUUCCUAGAAUGGCCUUCUUAUAAAAUCAUCCAAUACCAAGGUGUCUGAUCAUAGGAAAGGAUCAAAGACCACUGACAGCCUUCCCUGACCUGUGACAGAUGCUCCAUAUUGAACAGAAAUCUGCACGGCUCAGAGAUAGUGCUCAUGUGUGCCUAGAAUUAGUAGCAAGAAGGCUGUGGUCAGUAGCAUUUCUUCUCCAUAAUGCCACUGUUUCUCUCUUUUUUCCAUCUUGGCUUUUGCUCAGUUCUGGAGCAAUAGGUGAGUUACUCAUUUUGGCAUGGCCAUUCUAUAUAAAUAUGUGUUUAAGUGGCACCUGCCACAGGUUAUGAUUGGAAUCCGCAUGGUGAAUGUGUCUCUUUAACUUCCAAGUUCCCACAUUGGGGUUAAUAUUCAGGUGUAGUGUCAAAGGUAAGACAUAAGCCCGUUGUGUGAUUUUAAAAACUAAAUUAGAUGUUAACUGGCUGUGCUCUAAUGUCAAGCCUGGAAAUGACCAGGAAGAAGUCAAAUGGGAUCCCUUUCCUACCUAAGUAUGAAAUGACGAUGCCAACCCAUCUAGAAGGGUAUCCUUGCCUAACGAUGGGACAGGCUGUCCUUAAAAAGACAGGCAAACAGAAGGCAGUGUUCCUGGUGGUGAAGGGCGUGGACAAUAGCAUGAAAUAGCUGUGUCAUGGGCUUGCUUUGUAAAUGUUGGCAAUUUGCUUACUUUUUCUAAUUUUUGUUUCCUGAUUUGUAGAUGGCAAUAGUAGUAAUAGUUUCUUCUUACAGGUUUAUUUUUAAAACGUGUCAUAUUUUUUAAAGUGUUAAGCCCAAUCCGUGCUACACAGGAAAUAGUCAUUAAAUGACAUACAUAUCAAUGCAUGCACCUAUGUAGCAUUAGUAUUGGUAUUAGUAUUGGUAUUAGUAUGUGUUGUCAGAGGAGGAGAUCUCCAUGCUGCCAGACCCUAUGUCCUGCUCUUGACUUGCUGAACCUUCCUCAGUAGAGCUGUUCUUUGACCUUCUGCCUAUGGGUCCCAGUAUUUAUUUCUUCAUCACAGGAACAUGAAUUUGGUGCCUUCCUUGCUGCUACUAUUUCUUUUACAUAGCAUUUCAGAUUUGCCUCAAAUGCACCAAGAAAAUGUUAAAAGGACCAGAAAAACCAGAGUAGCAUCUCCUGAUAAAUUUGGAAAUAUUAAACCUCCCGCUUCUGGGAGGAAAUAAUCUUGAAAUGAUAUGUUCUAAGUCUAUUCAAUAGUGUUGUUAAAUAAGGCAUCUUUUUGAAAAUCAUUAUACACAACCAGCAUUAAAGAAAAGCAUGUAAAGAAAUAACUUUUAAGAUAAAAGAAAGGAAAUCUUUUCAUUUGGAUUUUUUUUUUUGCCAAAUAUUUUCAUAGACAUUUCAGAAACUUUACUAUUGAAUGAGGGUGUUUUUGUUGUUCCUGUUCCAGUUAUGAUAAUUAUGAUUUUUAUUUCAUAGGUAAUGCAACUAUGCCAAUGAAAAAUGUUGUAUAAAUUAUGUAAAUGAGUACAGUGAAACCGGGGUUUAAAUGAAGUGUUCUGAUUUCUAAUGCCAUUUCUUUUCCUGAUAUUUUUCAGCGGGUAUUAAAGAGUACGAGUUUGUUGCUCAGAGAUAUUGUGACAGUUCAAAAUAUGCCUAAAGAGAGUAAAUCUGUGAAUUAAAAAACUAUAAAAAGGUUUCCCACUUCACAGGAGAAUGUUUUGAAUAUACUUUAAACUCCUGGCCUUCUCAUCCAAGACAGCCACCUGUCUCCACAUACACAUUCCUUCCCGGGGUUGGAUAGGAUGUGGCUCUAACAUAAGCAUCUCUUACUAACUCAAAGUUUUAUACAGACAUUGCCAUUCCUAGGAGGGCUGGGUUCUGCUUGUUAAAAACACAGCCAAAGCUCUCCUCAGCAAGCAGCUCGAUAAUUUGCUAUUGGUGUUCACACAGUAGUGUCUCAAGUUCCUUUCCAAGGUCUGGCCAGAGCCAUGAGGAAUGCCUCAGUGGUGACCGAGUUCAUCCUGCUGGGCAUCCCACACACAGAGGAUCUGGAGACCGUGCUCUUUGUCCUGUUUUUGACCUUCUACGUCUUCACUCUUGUGGGAAACCUGCUCAUCCUGCUGGCCAUUGCCUCCUCCGCUCGACUGCACACCCCCAUGUAUUUCUUCUUGUGUGAGCUGUCUGUGUGUGACAUAUUUUUCCCUUCUGUGAGCUCCCCCAAGAUGCUCUUCUACCUCUCAGGGUACAGCCGAGCCAUCUCCUAUGCCGGCUGCGUGUCCCAGCUCUUCUUUUACCAUUUCCUGGGUGGCACCGAGUGCUUCCUGUACACGGUGAUGGCCUAUGACCGUUUUGUGGCCAUCUGUCACCCUCUACGCUACCAGGUGAUCAUGAGCCCCAGGGUGUGUGCCAUCCUGGCCUCGGGGACCUCGUUUUUUGGCUGUGUUCAUGCCACCUUACUAAGCACUCUCACCUUCCAGUUACCCUACUGUGGCCCCAAUGAGGUGGACUACUUCUUCUGUGACAUCCCCGUGAUGCUGAAGCUGGCUUGUGCGGACACCGCAGCCCUGGAGAUGGUGGGGUUCAUCAGUGUGGGCCUCAUGCCCCUCAGCUGCUUUCUUCUCAUCCUCGCCUCCUACAGCCGCAUUGUCUACUCCAUCCUGCAGAUCCGCUCCGCCGAGGGCCAACGCCAUGCCUUCUCCACCUGCAGCGCCCACCUCACUGCCAUCCUACUUUUCUACAUGCCAGUGAUCUUCAUCUACUUAAGGCCAACGCCAAGCCCCUGGCUGGAUGCAACGGUUCAGGUUCUGAAUAACCUGGUCACCCCCAUGCUGAACCCCUUGAUCUACAGCCUCAGGAACAAGGAGGUAAAAUCAUCUCUGAGGAAAGUCCUGCAUCAACUGGGCUUUCUUCCUGAGCACUUGUAGUGAAAGAACAGUAGCCAACAAGUGAAGUGCACAUGCAACUUAUAAACUAUUUUUAUAUGCACCUCACAAAUAUCUUUUUAAAUGGGAGAGUCCAGAUAUUAGGAUUUGCCUCCAUUGUAUAAUAUGGGCACUAGGAUUCAAAGAGUUCAAGUGGGUUGAACGUGAAGCAUAUGUAAGGACUGAUGGCAGAAUGACUUCUACCUCUUGGCUGGCUUUCUGAGUCUGGGGCCUGUGCUUUCUCCAGGACAUCAUAUUGCUGAUGAGGUGGAAAGGAGCCUACCACAGCAGGCAGAAUAACCUGCACCUUCUGCUUCUCAAGCUUUAUUUUCUUUGUCCACCUGCACCCUUUUGUCCUCUUCUUUGUCCUCCUCACCCUGACACUCUAUCCUGGCUGCGUUAUUGUCUCCUCAAAUGCCUGAACUGAAUAAACACUCAUUGUAUUGGUCUGCAUAUUGUUGUGAAAAAAUGGAGUUGUGGAAAGAGAAUGACUUGUAGCAGGGACCUGAGGCAAGUUUCUUCUGAGUGAAGCAAAGGCACUGGUGGCCUGCUGUCACACAGAAACUCUAUGUGUUGGGUUUUGACCUGGAAGUAGGCCCUGGCUGUAUCAAGUUUAUUUACAUGUAGAGGUGCAGCAUGGCAAUGAGAAUGUGGGAAGGGCAGGUGGGGAAAUUCAUGGGAUGGUGACUGUGAUCUGAUGCCACAUUAGAAAAUCUGGACUUGGCUUUGCGUUUCUCAGUCCAACCAGGGGCCCAUUCUGGGUUCAAGCGGUCAUUAUUUGUGUCUGGUUUCCGUUUCAGUGAAAAGGUGUGACAUUGUUCCCCAUU
Molecule: messenger RNA, 3973 nt
Organism: Myotis myotis
Lineage: Eukaryota; Metazoa; Chordata; Mammalia; Chiroptera; Vespertilionidae
Product: olfactory receptor 149-like
Exons: 1
Coding region: 2214-3149 (311 amino acids)
Biological process (GO): G protein-coupled receptor signaling pathway
Cellular component (GO): membrane
Molecular function (GO): G protein-coupled receptor activity; olfactory receptor activity
Source: RefSeq, a predicted model, not a curated record